This is a messenger RNA of Suillus subaureus, 828 nucleotides long. Its product is annotated as kinase-like domain-containing protein. Gene Ontology annotation, molecular function: protein kinase activity; ATP binding. Gene Ontology annotation, biological process: protein phosphorylation. Bases 1 to 828 code for a protein of 275 amino acids. The transcript is spliced from 8 exons. NCBI's taxonomy places the organism in Eukaryota, Fungi, Basidiomycota, Agaricomycetes, Boletales, Suillaceae. The record is from RefSeq and is a predicted model, not a curated record.
AUGGUAGCUACCACCGGUGGUAGUGAGCUAGACCACGAAAAGCGCUUAGAAGACCUUACGGGACGCGUAGUCAAGGAGUCCACUCAUCCAAUAGCACAUGGCAGUUUUGGGGAUGUGUGGAAAUGCAGAUUCCGCCAAUGGGACCGUGACUGUGAAGACCUGGAGGCAAGCAUGCUACACGUAGCAGUCAAAUCCAUAAGAAUCGAUAUCACAAACGACGAUCCCAGGGUCAGACUUACUCGAAGACUCUUGGCCGACUAUCAUGCACGGAAGCAACUGCAUCACGAAAAUCUUUUGCCUCUGCUCGGUUUCAGUUACGAAUUUGGGCUACUUCCAGCGAUGGUUUUCCCCUGGAUGCACAACGGCUCGCUCACCACAUAUCUUGAACACCAUUUCACAGAAUUGACCAUCGAAAAAAAGCUCCGGAUCUUGCGGCAAGUCGCUGCAGCCAUCAGCUACCUCCACUCGAAGGGCAUCGUCCACGGCAACCUUACUGCUAACGACAUUCUGAUAGAUUCGGAUCACAAUGCCUACGUAGCAUACGAUGGAAUCCUCAAGGACGAAGAGUCAUCGACUCCUCCACAGCCAGCUAGCGAUAUUUAUUCCUUCGGAUGCAUCGCGCUUCAGGUUAUGACAGGUCAAUCACCCAAUGCAGAUGUGCGAAACGACCAUCAAGACACUGUCCCGAAGAAGCCUACAAGACCAUCGAGUCCGCACGACGCAGAUUCUUUCUGGGAUUUCAUUGAGAAAUGCUGGAGUGAUGUAGGACGUCGCCCCUCUGCUGUUGAUGUCACGAGCUUUCUAGGAUCAUAUCACUGCGCUAGUUGA